Messenger RNA from Ustilago hordei, 3804 nucleotides. RefSeq lists its product as uncharacterized. The transcript has a single exon. The record is from RefSeq and is a predicted model, not a curated record. NCBI's taxonomy places the organism in Eukaryota, Fungi, Basidiomycota, Ustilaginomycetes, Ustilaginales, Ustilaginaceae. Gene Ontology annotation, biological process: regulation of DNA-templated transcription. Bases 1 to 3804 code for a protein of 1267 amino acids. Gene Ontology annotation, molecular function: transcription factor binding; rDNA binding. Gene Ontology annotation, cellular component: nucleolus.
AUGCAGGGCAACAAUCUCGAGCUGUUCUGGGAGAUCGCCUCCUCGAAUCAAGAUGCCCGUCUGUCAUCCGCCAACAAGCUCGUCGAAGAGCUAUUGUCGCAACAAGACUUUCUCGCUUCUUGUUCCAAAAUCACUCUCGAUCUCCCCUCUCCAUCCCCCUCCUCGUCCGGCGAUUCCGAAUACAGCACCGACCCUUUGCACGUAGACCAAGCAGAAGCAGAGGCUGUUGAAGAAGCGCUCGGCAAUCGUACUGUUGCCGACCUCAUGUAUGCUCUUCGACGACUUCUCCGAGGCCUUGCCUCACCCCGAGAAAGCUCCCGUCUUGGUUUUGCUCUCGUCCUCACCGAGCUCCUCUCGCGACUUAACUACGCAGUUACCGCAAAAGAGAUGCUCACUCUUAUCCUCCAGUAUUCCAAUCCACAAGUGGCAGCAAGCAGACAGGAACAGAAGGAUUUCAUGUUUGCUAAACUCUUCGGGAUCAUGACUCUCGUCCAAUCCGAUCUUCUCAUUCAGCCGACCGCGACGGUGCAAGACUUUAAGAGAUCCAUGCAGAUCUUGAUCGCGUUGAGUUCGGAUAAGCCUUGGAUGGCAGAGAGUUGCACUUGGGUUAUGGUCAAUGCUGUUGCUCAACUUCAACGACCCCAUCUUAAUUUCCAAUGGACCACAGAGGCACAGUGUUGGAUGGCGGACCAGAUCUCAUCCACCAAAGAACCCAGUCCUGAAAAGCUCGCUCUUAUGCUGCAACUCAGCCGUGGUUUGGGAAGCGACUUUUUCCACAACCUCGCUCUGCCUUGGAUGCGAAAGCAACACCCAUUGUCCACCGCAAAUCUGCCCACAUUGGCACGCGUGUUGAAGGAAGCAAUCCCAUCCGAGAACCAAGCCGCCACACCCGUGCGGGCUAGGUCAAGAUGGCAAGCCAAAAUCCAUUUCGUUUGGGAUUUCAUCCUGGACAUCUACUUCAACCAAUCCUCCAAUCCAGCCCUCGAGACCAAGAUCUCUUCUUUCCCUGACUUCUACCGAGUAGUGGUCGACGAAACGCUUUUCGCUGCCGCUUCAUCUCACGAUCGUAAGAGUUGGGCUUUCCAAGUCUUCCAACGUGCCCUCCCUCGAGCCAAGGAUGCAGAUAAACCGAUGCUCUUUACGCCCAACUUUAUGCGCACCCUGAUCAACCAACUCGGCAAUCGCGAUCGUUUGCUACACCGUGCUGCCGUCAAAGCUACAGAGACGAUUCAGGAGGUCGUCAAAGAACAGCCCCAUCUCGGCUUCCUUCUCGUCACCCAGCUGAUCGGCAAGAACGGUCAUCAGAACUUUGACUCGAUUACAAAGACAAAGACGGUCGAACAGGUGCUCUCCUCGCUCGACAUCGAUCGGGUGCGAGAGUACGUCAAGUAUCUCGGCGACAUGAUUUGCCAAGGCAUUCAAACCGACGACGACGACCAGCUGGCACAGAUCAACAACCGUCGUAAAUGGGCUUUGGACCAACUACUUUUCCUCGUUCGAACGGCUACUGUGCCCAAAGACGAUGAGUUGCUCGUCGACAUCCUUACUUUCCUUGCUGCUCAUGGCUACUACACCAUGCAAAAGCCACUUAAGAAAAACUUUUUGCUGGAUCGUCUCCCCACACCCGCCUUUGUCGACUCGCUCAAGGCUGCCGCUCGUUCGCGAUUCCUCUCGAGCGUAAGUGAGCUAGCUAAACAAGCCCGCACUUACACCUCCAUCUCCACCACCACCUCCACCUCCCUCUCCGCUUCCGGCAGAAAGACUCUUGGAUUCGCCCAAGAUGGCCAACUCUGGCUGGCAAAAGCACACAAUAUCCUUGUUCAGCUGGAAUCGGACAAGUCGUUCAAAUCGAUCUUCGACACAGAUGCCGAAAUUGCCGCUAAGCUCGCCGACGGUGUUCGAUGCCUUGAAAAGGUGCGCAAAGUUGAAGCUAAGAGUGAGGAUGCGGAUGUUAAGGAGCGCGCAUGUGCUUUACAGUCGUUGCUCCUCAGUGCCCUGUUGGUUUCCGCCGAUGCCGCUGAUGGAGCGAGUCAUCUAGUGGAGCCCUUGUGUGUUUGUGCUGAUAAAUUCUUUUCUGCUGAAAAACCUGCCGGUGGCAAGAAGGGUAAGAAGCAGGUUGAGGAGGAGCAAGUCGAUAGAGAAACGCUGACAGGCAUCGAGUUGCUGUGCGAUUGCUUGUUGAGCUUCUUGGAGCUUUCAUCUGCUUUCUUGCGUACGACGGCUACCAACGCUUUCGAGGCUUUUAGUAAGCAUAUGAGUAAAGAGAGUAUUGGAUUGCUGCUCUCGCAUCUUGGUACCACUGAGGCUGCACAGGUCGGUGAGCAGGAAGAGGAGAUGGAGGAUGAGGAGGAGAUGGAGGAUGGCAAGCCUCGCGCUUCGGACACUUGGGCUACCAGCGAUGAAGAGGACGAGCAAGAUUCUGACGUCGACGCUGACGAGAACGACGAGGUUGACGAGGAACUUCGUGCUCGUGUAAGAGCCGUACUCAAGGAAUCUGGUAUGGCCGACCCUGACGCCGAGGAUCAUGAAGACGAGGGGGAGGAGGAGGAGGAGGAGGAGAAGGAGGAGGAGGGGAAGGACGACGAUGCGGCCUCAGAUGCUGGUUCGGAUUCAAGUGUCGAGUUCUCCGAUCUGGGCGACGAUGAGAUGAUGCUGCUGGAUGACAAGCUCGCCGAAGUGUUCCGCCAACGAGUCUCUGCAGCUCGCGAUCAGAAGGAAGCCAAGCAAGAAGCGAUCGCACUGCGAUUCAAGGUGCUCGAACUCAUCGAGAUCUUUGCUCGCAAGCAACCUCAAAGCCCACUGAUUCUCGAUCUCAUUACUCCCCUCUACGAGCUCUGGACCAACAGGGACGAGGAGACGGAGGCAGUUGCCAACAAGGCUCGUCAACUCUUGCUCAACCGCAUCAGCAAAGCCAAAGCUGUCCCUGAAGAGGUUGACGUCGAUCAGGUCUCUUGGCUCCUCGAGCGAAUGCAUACCGAAGCUCGCGAGUCGCAAUCGAACGACGUGUCCAACGUCAGUCAGGCGAUCAACGUCUACCUGACCAAAGUAGCGCUGUGCAAGUCAGGGGAGAAGGUCAAAUCGGCACUUGGCGGUAAGCUUGUAGAAAUGUACCGCCAGUCGCUACUGGACUAUCUGACGAGGAAAGCCAGCCGAAUGCGUCACGAAUUCCUCAUCGAUGCAUUCCGUCGUUUCCCCAUGCUUGGUUGGGAGUUGCGAUCCGAGCUCUUGAACAGCUGUCGACCUGGAGCUGCAAGCCGUGCAUUCCGACAGGUUCAAGUUAUGCAGAUGUUGCAAGCUGUGCUUACUCAGAUUGCACAGCGUGCUGAUCAGAAGGAGGAGGUGCUUGCAUUCCUGCCCGAGAUCAGCAACUGCUUUGUUCAGAUGGUCAACGAGUCGGAUGCGGCUGCCGUGGUGAGCUCAAACCACAUGAAGGAUACGAUCAAGUUCGUGUUGCAAGCCGCAAGGAUCAGCGCAAGGAUCGAGACCAACAAGGACAACUUACAGAGCGCUUGGAAGUUGGAUAAAUUGCAAGAGGCGGGUGACAAGUUGCAGAAUAGCGACAAGUUUAAGGCUUCGACAUCAAUUCAUGACUUGAUGAAGCAGUUGCUUAAGGUGUUACAGGGUGAUGCGGCUGUUGGGGCGAGCGGGAAGAAGCAGGACGGUGGGAAGAAGCAGGGUGGUGGGAAGAAGCAGGACGGUGGGAAGAAACGUGCUGCUGAAGAGUCGACAUGGGCUGCGACAACAACGACCGCGAACGGCAAGUUGCCUUCGCCUGUUAAGAAGGUCAAGGCGAGCACAAAGUAA